AUGGCGACAGGAUUUGACGCAACACCUCGUAAGGAGGGCACCUGGACCAAGCUCGUGAUAUUCGUCUCCUUAUAUUGUCUGAUUCUGGAAUCCAUUCUUGAAUGGGUUCUCGUUCUUUUUCUCUACGGAAAUCAUAAAGUUGACUCGAAGAUGACUGUGAGCUUGGCUCUAGCACUAGUCUCGUCCUUCCUUAUGAUCCCGCUAGUAUCCCUUCAAAGUCUGGUUGCCUGGCAAUAUAACAAAAUCGGAGGAUUUGGAGAGCAAAAGACUGUUCUUCACAAUGUCUGCACAUACGUCCUCCGACUGGACCUCAUGCUCUGGCUUGCAGCAAGUGUGUCUGGGCUUGUGGUUGCCGCUCAACAAGUCUACUGUCUCCCAGCAGGUACAGAUGCUAGCUAUUGGAGAGUCGGUAUUAGUUGUGCAUUUCAUCGAGCUGCAGUCAUUGUUUCGGUUGCAUCACUGGUCACUGUUUGUACUCUAUACUGUGCCAGGGAGCUUUGCGAUCGCCCGUAUGAUGUUUCCAUCAUCGGAAUCUACAGACGCUCCCAAGCACUUCGUGACGACAGCAUCUUUUCAGGACAUAGCUGGGACAGUGAUGAGACACUCAAAAACGAAAUUCUGAAUCUCUGUCGCCAGCAUGAUGGCAAAGCAGGUGCAGAGCCUUGGUAUCUCGAUCCAUUAGCUGAUAAAGUCAAUUGCCAUCCCAGCAUUCGCCAUCCUGCUCCCGUUCGCCUGCGACCCCAGUUAAGAGUCAACACGGAUCCCGGCUCCGAAUAUGGGGAAAUCACUUCUGGGACAACGAUAUCGCCGGAUGAUAUCAUGCCUCGUAUCUCUCCAGGAGGCCAGACUAUUACGAGUGACUUCUAUCCUAUCUCGCGAACCUCCACAAUGAUGACUUCUCAGACCGCCUGUGAAUCCCAAACCCUUCUCUCCAGUAUUUUCGCUCCUAGGGUUCCCCCGAUUCCAAAAGAAUAUACUGUCAAUCAUAAGAGAGGAAAAUCAUCUCUAUCCUCACUCAAACGAUUUUUUCCGAAAUCCUUCCCGUUGUCGUUACCUUUGUCCUCGGACCCUCAGAUCCGUGCACUUGUCGACCCAAAUGCUGCAUCAGAUGUUGAGAAGCAAGUUGUGACCCCCUCGACGUCAAGAAAUAACCUGGCAAAUUCCUCCCAGGAUGUUCUGGUAGAUAGAUCUGCUGAUGGAUCUUCAUCGCCUGCUACCCAGGCUACCACUGACUCAACACAACAAACAACCAGGAAGCCUGAGGGACAUACCCGUACGAUGACAAUGAAUUCUGCCGAUGCACCAGAGGUCGUCGUGCCAGCAGAGCCAAGCAGAGUUCGCCGCUCUCAGACAGCCUGUCUAGCACCGCCACCUCGUUCCAUUCAUCACCCACAUCAUCCGAAUUACAUACCUGGGCCCGAGAUGCCUCGCAAAUACUCCCUGUCCUGUCGACAGAAUUCUGCCGUCCUUCCGCUACAUGUGGAGCCUUUGCGGCGAACUACGUCUCGCCAGACCAAUGCUAUGCAGUAUCCAGUUCGCAGCAGUUCGUAUUCUUUCGAGCCACCUCACAUUCCCAGACACACACAGAGCCAGUAUCACCUGCACUGGUACCCGCAACCUCCUCGCUGGCCAAGCCAAUCCACAUUUGAUCCCAGCCGGACAACUCCAGUUCCUGCAAUUCCACGCCGCAAUGAUGUUGAGGUUAUCUACCCCAGCACGCGGCGGCCUCGCAGCAGUACCCAUAGUGGCUUCAAAGGCCCUUUGAGCUGUAUUAUGGAAUCAUCUUCUACCCCACGAACAUCCGUGAAUACGGCUCAGGUCAAGGCGAUUGGUCCAGGUGUGCCAUCCAAUGUGAUUGAUCAAACGAUGUACCGCGGUGCAAAUCGCACCAGUCUAAGCUUCUAUUAA
Messenger RNA from Penicillium macrosclerotiorum, 1908 nucleotides. RefSeq lists its product as uncharacterized. The record is from RefSeq and is a predicted model, not a curated record. NCBI's taxonomy places the organism in Eukaryota, Fungi, Ascomycota, Eurotiomycetes, Eurotiales, Aspergillaceae. The transcript is spliced from 3 exons. The coding region runs from base 1 to 1908 and encodes 635 amino acids.